Molecule: messenger RNA, 2108 nt
Organism: Thalassophryne amazonica
Lineage: Eukaryota; Metazoa; Chordata; Actinopteri; Batrachoidiformes; Batrachoididae
Gene: maoa
Product: monoamine oxidase
Exons: 15
Coding region: 60-1634 (524 amino acids)
Molecular function (GO): oxidoreductase activity
Source: RefSeq, a predicted model, not a curated record
CUGCUGCGCGCGCUCUGCGUUCAGCGGCGCAGCGAGGACCAGCAGCACCGAGCUCCACCAUGACGGCACCGGACAGCACCUACGACGUCAUCGUGAUCGGCGGAGGCAUCUCAGGAUUGUCUGCAGCAAAGCUGUUGAAAUCUAACGGACUGAACCCUGUAGUCCUGGAGGCCAGAAAUCGUGUUGGAGGACGAACCUUCACUGUACGGAAUAAAGAGACAAAAUAUGUGGAUCUUGGCGGGGCUUACAUUGGACCAACUCAGAACCGCAUUUUUCGCUUGGCCAACGAGUACAGCAUAAAGACGUACAAAGUCAACGAGCAGGAGCACCUGGUGCAUUACGUCAAUCGGAAGUCAUACCCGUUCAAAGGCUCGUUCCCUCCUAUGUGGAACCCCUUCGUCAUUAUGGACUUCAACAACCUUUUCAGAAAAAUGGAUGAAAUGGGUAAUGAGAUCCCGGCAGAGGCUCCGUGGAGAGCGCCACACGCGGACGAGUGGGACCAGAUGUCCAUGAAGGAGCUCUUUGAAAAAAUCUGCUGGACCAAAACUGUCCGUGAGUUUGGUAAACUGUUCAUCAACGUGAACGUGACCUCAGAACCCCACGAGGUAUCGGCUCUCUGGUUCCUCUGGUAUGUGAAACAGUGUGGAGGAACCAUGAGGAUCUUCUCAACUACUAACGGAGGACAGGAGAGGAAGUUUGUGGGCGGGUCCAGUCAGAUCAGCGAGUGCAUGGCCACCGAGCUGGGGGACCGCGUGAAGCUGGACUCCCCCGUUUACCGGAUCGACCAGAGCGGCGACCUGGUGGUGGUGGAGACGGUGAACAAACAGACCUACAUGGCCAGAUAUGUGAUUGUGGCCACACCACCGGGUCUGAUGCUGAAGAUGCACUUUAACCCCGAGCUGCCCCCGCUGAGGAACCAGCUGAUCCACCGUGUGCCCAUGGGCUCCGUCAUCAAGUGCAUGGUCUACUACAGAGAGAACUUCUGGAGGAAGAAGGGUCUGUGUGGAACGAUGGUGAUUGAGGAGGAGGGCGCCCCCAUUGGCCUAACGCUGGAUGACACAAAGCCUGAUGGGACUGUUCCCGCCAUCAUGGGGUUCAUCCUCGCCCGGAAGUGCAGGAAGCUGCUGAGUCUGACCAAAGAAGAGAGGUUGAAGAUGAUCUGCGAGAUUUACUCCAAAGUGUUGGGCUCCACCGAGGCUCUGCAUCCGGUGCACUACGAGGAGAAGAACUGGUGUGAGGAGCAGUACUCAGGAGGCUGCUACACGGCCUACUUCCCCCCGGGCAUCCUCACCCAGUACGGAAAAGUGCUGCGGGAGCCCGUCGGUAGGCUGUACUUCGCCGGUACGGAGACGGCCACCGAAUGGAGCGGCUACAUGGAGGGAGCGGUGCAGGCGGGCGAGAGAGCAGCCAGAGAGAUCUUGUGUGCGAUGGGUAAAAUCCACCAGAGCCAGAUCUGGCAGACGGAGCCCGAGUGUGUGGACGUCCCUGGGCUCCCCUUCAUCACCACCUUCUGGGAACGGAACAUGCCUUCAGUCGGCGGGUUCCUCCAGUUCUUGGGUGUUUCUACCUUCCUGUCCGUUGCCGUGGCAGCCAGCAUGGUGGCGUACAAGAAGGGCCUCCUGCCCCGGAGUUAAAUUGCCAACAUCCUCUGCAGCUCAAGGUUCAAACCUCAGCGGACGCUCUUGUACUUCUCGUGCAUGACUUCAAAGUCGCGACGUAUCUGUUUGAAGCAAAGAAGGAACGUUGAGCCGACGCACCACCACCGUUCACUAACGGAGAGCCUGCUGCAGGGCGACACGUGCCGUUUGUCGGCACGACUCUUCAAACUACAAUCACAAGCAAAAUAAUUCCGAAUCAAGAGGGUUAAAAUUCCACACGUCCACUUUUUUUAUUAAGUGUGUGUGUGUGUGUGUGUGUGUGUGUGUGUGUGUGUGUGUGUGUGUGUGUGUGUGUGUGUGUGUGUGUGUGUGUGUGUGUGUGUGUGUGUGAUCACCGGUGCUGAUUUAUUCUGAAAAGCAGCUGUUUGACUUCCUCUGACAUCAGAGAUGAAGUUGAAUAAAUUCUGGAUUCACGGCGGCGGCAUCGCGACCAGACGGUAAACAGCAUCA